AUGUUCCGCCGCCCGCUGUGCCUCCUCCCGACAGCAUGCCUUCUCACCGCACGGCUAUCCACCCUCCCGGCCCUGCGGUCCAAGCCCCUCCCUCCGCGCCCCAGGCCUCCGCCAGACGCCGACAUCCAAGAGUCCUUCCUCAAGGGCUCCGGCCCCGGCGGCCAGAAGAUUAACAAGACCAACUCGGCCGUCCAGCUAAAACACAUCCCGACAGGCAUAGUGGUCAAGUCCCAAGCCACCCGGUCCAGGAGCCAGAAUCGCAAACACGCCCGCGAACUGCUCGCCCAGAAGCUGGACGACUUGCUCCACGGCGACCAGAGUCGUUCAAGCAUAGUCGGCGAGGUCCGGAGGAAAAAGGCCGCCAGCGCGGCCAAGAAGAGCCGCCGCAAGUACAGGAAGCUGGACCCCCAGGGUGAGGCUGCAAAACACCACGACGAGCAGCCUGAGCCCGAGCAGCCACCGCACAAGCCCCACGGCUCUGGUCAGACUCCGCAAGAGCCCGUCAUGGAGAAUACUGAGCCUCCCCAUCGAAAUAGACAGCCGUGA
Metarhizium album ARSEF 1941 is the source of this 546-nucleotide messenger RNA. Its product is annotated as peptidyl-tRNA hydrolase domain protein. Gene Ontology annotation, cellular component: mitochondrion. Bases 1 to 546 code for a protein of 181 amino acids. Gene Ontology annotation, biological process: translational termination. Gene Ontology annotation, molecular function: translation release factor activity. The transcript is spliced from 2 exons. Lineage: Eukaryota; Fungi; Ascomycota; Sordariomycetes; Hypocreales; Clavicipitaceae. The record is from RefSeq and is a predicted model, not a curated record.